Microcebus murinus (gray mouse lemur) is the source of this 1850-nucleotide messenger RNA. RefSeq names its product histone H4. Gene Ontology annotation, cellular component: nucleosome. The record is from RefSeq and is a predicted model, not a curated record. Gene Ontology annotation, molecular function: structural constituent of chromatin; DNA binding; protein heterodimerization activity. Lineage: Eukaryota; Metazoa; Chordata; Mammalia; Primates; Cheirogaleidae.
AUGGACUGAGUCAUCUUUAAGCAUCUUUUUAGAUUCUGGAGCUUAAGCACCGCCCUUUCCAUUUUUCCCGAAUGGUGGGCAGGGCUCCAGGUCUGAGAACCAACGGAGCGGACACAGGGGUAUGGAGAGUUUUCAAUCAGGUCCGAUUCAGUAUUAUAUAAGCCACUGCCUCCGCGGUUAGCCACCCUGAGGUUCUUUGAAUCGGAGACAUGUCUGGUCGUGGCAAGGGCGGGAAGGGUUUAGGCAAAGGCGGCGCUAAGCGCCACCGCAAGGUUUUGCGGGAUAACAUCCAGGGUAUCACCAAGCCUGCCAUCCGCCGCCUAGCUCGUCGUGGAGGCGUUAAGCGUAUCUCCGGCCUCAUCUAUGAGGAAACGCGAGGAGUUCUUAAGGUUUUUCUGGAGAAUGUGAUACGUGAUGCCGUGACCUACACGGAGCACGCCAAACGUAAGACUGUCACCGCCAUGGAUGUGGUUUACGCGCUCAAGCGCCAGGGUCGCACUCUCUAUGGCUUUGGCGGCUAGUGUUUCCCUUGGUAACUCCAUUUUGCAAAGGGUUUCUUGGCUAUGGCUCGCACAAAGCAGACUGCUCGCAAGUCCACUGGCGGGAAGGCGCCGCGCAAGCAGCUCGCCACUAAGGCGGCUCGCAAGAGCGCGCCGGCCACCGGCGGCGUGAAGAAGCCCCACCGCUAUCGCCCCGGAACCGUGGCCCUGCGCGAGAUCCGCCGCUACCAGAAGUCUACAGAGCUGCUGAUCCGGAAGCUGCCAUUCCAGCGUCUGGUUCGGGAAAUCGCGCAGGACUUUAAGACCGACCUGCGCUUCCAGAGCUCGGCAGUGAUGGCGCUGCAGGAGGCCUGCGAGGCCUACCUGGUGGGGCUUUUCGAGGACACCAAUCUUCUUGUUGCUCUCUUCUCUGUUAUCAUGUCUGGCCGAGGCAAGGGCGGGAAGGGUCUUGGCAAAGGCGGAGCCAAGCGCCACCGCAAGGUUCUGCGCGAUAACAUCCAGGGCAUCACCAAGCCUGCAAUCCGGCGCCUGGCCCGCCGUGGCGGAGUUAAGCGCAUCUCAGGCCUCAUCUACGAGGAAACCCGUGGGGUGCUCAAGGUGUUCCUGGAGAACGUGAUCCGCGACGCCGUCACCUACACGGAGCACGCCAAGCGCAAGACGGUCACCGCCAUGGACGUGGUCUACGCGCUCAAGCGCCAGGGUCGCACUCUCUAUGGCUUUGGAGGAUAAACGUUUAUGAUUUUUUUCCCCCCCAUUAACAAAAGGCCCUUUUCAGGGCCCCUAAUUUUCUCACCUGAGGAGCUGUGACACUGAAUCAGUAGAAGCUGCUUAUCUCCCAAAGAUCUGCCUAAAGGUUUUGAAAUCUUUGAACAAUGUCUUUGUGGACGUAGUCACUAGCUUGUGACUUACUUUCUAUUACUCAAGGGGCAUGUUGCCCGUUUCUGGGGCUCUGCUGUUGGCCGCUAGCUAGCCAAUCCUGGUUGGAUUUUAAGUGUACUGCUGUGCAGUCUUAAAGUUGACUACACUUUAUCCUAGGAGGUUCGUAUUUGGUGGCAGCUUUUUAUAAACUGCCUACAGAUGCGAGAGAAACUCAUUCAAAACGUGCUGUAAGCAUGUGACACCAAGACUCAGGUGCUUGGUAGUAUUACUCGAAUGUUUUUGAAAACCCGGAAGUCGGCAGGGAAGUUUUUGAAGUUACAAAGGAAGGACUGCUGUUUUUCUUGUCUCAGGAGAUUUUCUUUUUUUAAAUAAUGGAUGUCUAAGGUAUAGCUGACAAAGCACAAUGUACGUGAUCUGAGAUGUAUGUACCAUGUGGAAUGAAUAAAUUGAGCUUAAUAUCUGUUACUUACA